Messenger RNA from Ornithodoros turicata, 2883 nucleotides. RefSeq names its product mutS protein homolog 5-like. Gene Ontology annotation, biological process: chiasma assembly; mismatch repair. Bases 519 to 2786 code for a protein of 755 amino acids. The transcript has 26 exons. NCBI's taxonomy places the organism in Eukaryota, Metazoa, Arthropoda, Arachnida, Ixodida, Argasidae. Gene Ontology annotation, cellular component: nucleus. Gene Ontology annotation, molecular function: mismatched DNA binding; ATP binding; ATP-dependent DNA damage sensor activity. The record is from RefSeq and is a predicted model, not a curated record.
UUUGCAGAAAUUUACUUUUCGCAUUGUCGUCUGCUUCGUUAUAGGGCGCCAUUUCGACGAACGCUCUGCGUGAAUGUUUGAGAGACUUUUAUGUGUGCACUCUUCUAUUAGCAAACUUAAUGAAAGCUCAAGGAAUGAUACAACAUCAUGGUAGUGCUUAUAUUUCGGUUGUGAGGCGAAAGAAUUGAGCCAUUUAGGUUUUUCCAUCAGCUAACGUUACAGCAUGUCAUAUUCUGCGGGUAGUCUGCGAGUUCCAAAACGCGGUCGGUGUGCAACAGUUGCAACGACGACAACAACAACAACAGGGAGCCCAGCAGCAAGUGACACAAGCCAUGAGGCUGCGGAAGAUUCACCACAGGCAUGUAUGAAAGACAGAUAGAAUGGGACACGCUAUAACAUAUGCCAUGUUAUAGGUAAUCCUUAGCCUUGCUUGGACGCAGGGUUUCUUGGGAGCUGCUCAUUAUAGCAGCAGAACGUCUGAAGUAAUAUUGGUACCUGACCAACCAGAUGUGCCACCAAUGCACUCACUCCUGUUCCUUGUACUCAACGACGUAAAGCCCACAGUAAUCGUCGUAAGCGCAAGCGUGGAUGAAGCGCUCACAGACUCAAUCGCGGAAUUUUUGGCACCAUGUGAGGAAGGUGCAUCUAGUGUCCAGGAUUUCAAAAGAGAAGUCGUACAUGUACUACCUAACAAAGACUUCUCCUAUGAGGCCGGUCGUCACAGACUCCUCUAUUUACGGCUGCCCGAAGUUCCGAAGAACCUGUCUGAGGAGACGCGUUUUGUUUACAUGUCUUCUCUCGUCGACCUUAAUGCCAUUUCGAUGGUGAGAGCAGCAGGUGGACUGCUGAACUUUCUAGACAAGUGGAAUCGAUCUCGCCUUCAUAACAUAGACGAAGAUGACGCCAUUGUCAAGCGAAUAACGGCACGCAGUUUGAGCGACCGUGUCUGGAUCUGUCAGACGACAUUCAGUUCCUUGCAGAUAUUUAAGCAGGAAUGGCAUCCAUCCGUGUACAAAUUUGGUGUGGCUGGAAAGGAAGGGCUCAGCCUGUUUGGUAUCUUCAAUCACUGCAAGUCCAAAGUCGGUGAACGUGAGCUUCGAAACAUCUUUUGUCGUCCCACAACGGACCAGCAAGUGCUAGUCUCUCGCCAUGAUGCUAUCGCCUACUUCUUGGCCCCGAGAAAUCAGCCAGUGAUAGAGACGUUACAGGAGUGCCUGGUCAACAUCAAGGAUGUGUUUCACAUACUGACCAACAUGACCAAGGGAGCUACAAGUGCAGCAGAGUGGAAGACACUUCAUAAGACUGCCGAAAGCGUUCUUGCCAUCCACGGUAUCUGCCAAUCAAAAUCUCCGCAAGCAACCGAGACUGGUGUUAUCUGGAAGAUAAGAGCCUUACCCGCAGAAGACAUAGCUCGUGUCGCUGUGCUCAUCAGCAGUAUUGUGGACUUUGAGGCCUCUGAAGUUGAGCAACGUUUCGCUGUGAGACAUGGCAUCGAUGAAGAGCUGGACGAGAAGAUGCGCAUCUAUAAUGGAUUGCCGGACCUGCUGACUAAAGUAGCCUAUGAGGAAGCCGACAGGGUUGGACUGGAAACGGACUGCCAAGUGGUGUACAUACCGCAGAUUGGUUACCUUGUCAACUUUCCUACUGAUGACAUGGUAGGACUGCACCUGCCUGAUCUUCAGUUUCUAUUUGAGAGUGAUGGCAAGAUGUUCUACAAGAGUCCUACUACGAGAGGACUCGACGCCAUGUUGGGUGACACUCUGUGUGAAAUUAUGGACAGAGAGACGGAGAUCAUGCAGAGCUUACAAGGCAGGGUUCUGGAAAUAGCGGGGCUGCUCGUGGAAGCCGUUAGUGUGUGCGGUGAGCUAGAUGCGUUAUUAUCAUUAGUGCUCACAGCCAAGGAACACAACUACGUAAGACCAGCGAUAACGUCCGAGCCAAUCAUCUGCAUAGAAAAUGGCAGGCACCCACUAGUGGAAAAUGCAUCGACGAACUUCAUACCAAACUCCUAUGUGAGCGGAGGACGUUGUUCAAAGGUCAAAGUAAUCACAGGCCCCAAUUCGUGCGGCAAGAGCAUCUACCUGAAGCAGGUCGCUCUCGUGGUGUACUUGGCUCACAUCGGCAGCUAUGUCCCUGCGAAAGCUGCGUGUGUUGGACCAGUGGAUGCCAUACUGAGCUGCAUUCACGUGGAGGAAUCUAUUCUGCUCGGGCUGUCGUCAUUUGCGAUUCAGCUGAACCAGAUGGCCCACGUCUUUCAAGAGAAAGGAGCCAACUCACUUGUAGUCGUCGACGAAUUUGGAAAAGGAACAAGAGCGUCACGGGGAGCGGGACUCCUAAUCGGUACCAUCGGAAAGUUCCUCAGUGAGCCACAAUCCUGUCCACAUGCUCUUUUCUCCACUCAUUUCAACAUGCUCCAAGAUCACCUCCCCGUCUCACCACUCUUGUCUUAUCAGACAUUUGAAACAGUCAAGUACAAUGAUGACCUGGUAUACCUGUACAAGCUAAAGGAUGGCAUAGCGGAAAGCAGUUGUGCCAGCGUUGUCGGACGUUUGGCCAGUCUUCGUUCCGAUGUCAUCAGGAGACAGUUGGAGGUUUUAGAGAACAUGAGGAGCAGGUCAGCAUUUCUUAGGAGGAAUCAGACCACCAGAGCGAACAUUUCAGAAAGCUGCAAGAGAGACACGUUGGAAAUGCUUACGGAGAUGGAAGAUUUCACCGAGGCCUCCUGCACGACCUUCGUACAGAACGUGAGAGCCGCGUUGCUCAUAAACUCACCUGCGAACGAGUGAGUUGCUCCCUGUAGUGUACUGUCUCAAACAUUUCGUUUUACUAGCCUCUGAGAUGUUGUGUAAAAAGCUUUUUGACGGUAAAUGGAUUUUGCGUCGU